AUGGCCACAGUAGGAAUAACGCCUGAAGAUGGGGGAAAACAGAAUACUGAAAAGCCAUUAUUUCAAUACAACAAGUACGCCACAAAGAAAACAUUGGCCAAAGGAUUAUUGGAUAUAAGUUUACUAAUGGCAAAUGCCUCACAAUUAAAGGCCAUGCUGAACGCAGGGUCAAAUGUGGAUUAUUUCUGGGUUGUAGUUGUGUUAAUUUCACUUUCUUUGAUUCUACAACUAACGGUUGGCGGUAUGCUACUAGUGCUUGGGAGUAUGGAGACGAAGUCACCGGAAGUGAAACGGCAUGUAAACGGACUUAACAACGCCGCUGUUGGUCUUAUAUGUGUGAUUACAGUUGUGAAUAUAUUCAUUGCUGCCUUUGGAAUUAAGAUAUCCGAUUGA
Messenger RNA from Mytilus trossulus (common blue mussel), 393 nucleotides. Its product is annotated as ninjurin-1-like. Lineage: Eukaryota; Metazoa; Mollusca; Bivalvia; Mytilida; Mytilidae. Gene Ontology annotation, cellular component: membrane. Gene Ontology annotation, biological process: cell adhesion; tissue regeneration. Bases 1 to 393 code for a protein of 130 amino acids. The transcript is spliced from 2 exons. The record is from RefSeq and is a predicted model, not a curated record.